Molecule: messenger RNA, 1329 nt
Organism: Suncus etruscus (white-toothed pygmy shrew)
Lineage: Eukaryota; Metazoa; Chordata; Mammalia; Eulipotyphla; Soricidae
Product: indolethylamine N-methyltransferase-like
Exons: 3
Coding region: 30-812 (260 amino acids)
Cellular component (GO): cytosol
Molecular function (GO): N-methyltransferase activity; amine N-methyltransferase activity
Source: RefSeq, a predicted model, not a curated record
GCUUGCAGCGGUGCACACAGGGAGUCACCAUGGAGGGCGGCUUCACGGGCGGGGACGCGUACCAGCAGCACUUCAUGCCCAGGGACUACCUGCUCACCUACUACAACUUCUCCGCGGGGCCCUCGCCCGAGGUGGAGAUGCUCCAAUUCAACCUGGAGUGUCUCCACAAGACCUUCGGCAGCGGUGGUCUCCGCGGGGAGACCCUCAUCGACAUCGGCUCGGGCCCCACCAUCUACCAACUGCUGGCUGCCUGCGAGGCCUUCCAGGACAUCACCAUGUCAGACUUCACGGACCGCAACCGUGAGGAGCUGCUGAGGUGGCUGAAGAAGGACCCUGGGGCUUUUGACUGGACCCCGGCCGUGAAGAUGGCCUGCGAGCUGGAGGGCAACAGUGGCCAGUGGAAGGAGAAGGAGGAGAAGUUGCGGGCGACGGUGAAGCGGGUUCUCAAGUGCGAUGCCAACCUGGCCAACCCACUGGCACCCGUGGUGCUGCCUCCGGCCGACUGCGUGCUCACGCUGCUGGCCAUGGAGUGUGCCUGCUGCAGCCUGGAGGCCUACCGCGCGGGGCUGGCCCACCUGGCCUCGCUCCUCAAGCCUGGAGGCCACCUGGUGACCACGGUCACGCUCCGGCUCUCCUCCUACAUGGUGGGGAAGCGGGAAUUCUCCUGCGUGUCCUUGGAGAAGGAGGAGGUAGAGCAGGCUGUCUUGGCCGCUGGCUUGGAGAUCACACAACUCAUUCACAGCCCUAAGAGCUACACACCCGCUAGUGCCCCUAACACCGGGGUCUGCUUCAUUGUGGCCCGCAAGAAGUAGCUGCACAAGCUGGGGAGGCCCUGCCAGGCUCAGUGUACCUUGCAUCCUUGUGCCAGAGCUGGGAGCAAAAUAAGGUAGUGUAGGGGCUUUGCCUUCCCCCACUGACCCCUCUUGUCAGAGCCCUGGGGCUCUUACACACACCCAUAGACUGCCCUUAUCAUCGUAGAUGCUUCUACAAGUCCAGAGAGGACGAGCCUUUCUCUGCUGCAGCCCUCAGCUCCCUCACAUACAAGUUCCCUGCACAAUCCACAGACCUGGGUUCAGAAUUCGGAUCCGGAAUUGAAAGUCAGGAAGCUUCUAUCCCAGUGUAUUCCCUGACUGUUUCUCCGUUCCAACGUUGCUUCCUUCCCAAGGUCCCUUCCUGGAAGCCCCUUAGUUUUGGACCUGGAUGCCCCACUUUUUCGAUUUUCACCUUUGGCAUACCUUGGAGACCGUAUGACACUGGUGGAAAAAAAACGUUGCUUUGGACAGUGGAGUGUUGGUACCUGUCCCACCAGCAAUCAAACAUGUUUCUUUU